This is a messenger RNA of Xyrauchen texanus (razorback sucker), 6124 nucleotides long. RefSeq names its product microtubule organization protein AKNA-like. Lineage: Eukaryota; Metazoa; Chordata; Actinopteri; Cypriniformes; Catostomidae. Gene Ontology annotation, cellular component: centrosome. The record is from RefSeq and is a predicted model, not a curated record. Gene Ontology annotation, biological process: epithelial to mesenchymal transition; neuroblast division in subventricular zone; neuroblast delamination.
GUCUUUGUUGUAACUUAUUAUGAUUUUUCUGCAAAAAAGGGAAAGAAAAAAAUCUAAUUUGGAACACAGAGGCCUGGCAAACUUGAAGACUUUGAAAUUAGGUGAAAAAUUAACUAGUCGCGUGAAGUGAGUUACAGAGAUUUUGCCUCAGGCGACCAGCACAACAAAGCGCGAGACCGUCGCGAGCUGAAGAUUCCCGAAUCGAAAUGUGGUAAGAUAUCCAAGUGAAAGCGACAUUUACCCUUGAGUUACACGCUUUAAACAAGAGCAAGUGGCAAGUUCCUAUUUGUCCCGUCGCUUGGUGAUGGAGGGCUGAGGGGCUGGUGGCGUUAGUUUGUGUGCUGUUCUCAAGGCAACAGACUAAAGUUCAUGCAUUCACGUGAAGAUUCUGGGUUUGCAAUGGGAAUGCAAUUUUUAGAUGCUCAAGGUUGUAUUAAGUCAUUGUUUCCCCCGAGUGAACAAUAUCUGGCCUAUUCGUAGAAACUUCUUUAACUGGUCUGCUAAUCUCUCAUCCUGGAUUCUGAGAAAUGGCGAGGAUGGUUAAGCUGUGCAGAUGCUCAAGGUGCAGUAAGAGACAGUGAUAAAGAGCUAGGCAAUGGAGCGAAGCAGAGGUGGUAACACUGCAGGGGUUCUGGUGUGGACGCCAGCCCCGGCAUACUCCUUUACCUUAAGCCCAGACGAGUCGGACUUCAGCUGGGGUGAAGACCCAGAUGAGGACUUCCAAAGCUGUAUGGAUGAGAAUGGCAUCAUUGGUCUGGCAGAGUGUCAGAGGCAGCUGGAGGUGGAUCUGGGGGCAGACGAAGAAAUUGCGGAAGACCUGUUGUGGGACGUAAAAACCCCGGAGCCAGAGGAUGGCCCGCCGUCUGUACUGGAGGAAAUUAGCUAUCACCUGAGUGAGCUGCUAGAUUCAGAACCCCUCUCUCAGCCCACUGGAGAUGAUUCAUUUCUGCAGAAAGAACAGGGAGCAGAUGAUGACCAGAGUGUUGGAUUGGAAGACUGGACUGAUGAGGAAGAUGAUACAGGGAACCUAACUAUCCACAAGCAGGAAUUAAACACUUUCCCAGAGAGAGACAGAGCGUUAGACAUGACAGAUGAGGAGACGGAGGAAAAAAACAUAUGUGAAGAUGCUCAGAGACACAUGGACCAUUCAUUUUCCAACUGCAACAAUAUCCCGACAUUAGAAAUCACAGAACAUUCUGAACAAAGUGAUUGUGAAGAACUCAAGAAAAACAAAGGGAGUUUUCUCCCAGCUUCAUAUUUGUCCUGUAAAAACACUGUUAAUUCUUCCUUUUUUCCACAUUUGUCCUCAGAAAAGCUGAUGAACAGUUGUGGGAUAGAAGCGGAGACUUUUCCAGAGCUUGCCCUUCCUGACUGGAGGGCGGAGUCAUCUCUGAGCAGUCACCAAAGCCCCGCCCCUAAGAUAUAUCACACUGUUAGAUCUAAUGGAGAGGAGUUUAAACCCAUGGUCACACCUCAAACUUCUGCCAGAAGCCCUGUGUUGCACAGCCCCUCCCACAACUGCCAGCCUCCAGUGCCCUCUCCCAGAAAAACAAACCCUGGUUCCCGGGUGGAUUGUGAGGUUUCCAUUCUAGCACCACUGAAAGCGAGCAGUUCCCCCUCAGACUUCUCUCCAACACAUCACAGUUUUUCAGCACCAAAGAGGCAAAGAGCCUCAAAAACAUCACACACUGAUCCAGAAGACAUCAGGAAAGUUCAGCUGAGUCACCCCUUACCUGAUUUCUCCAAAGUGGAGCCGAGGGUUCGUUUCCCGAAGGGCGGAUACAAACCUCCCAAAAGUCGUAGUGCUGUUCAUGGCAAAACAUUACACCCUGAUCUUCCUGUAGUGUUGAAAUCCCCUGCUGAGAUUGUGAGAGAGGUCCUGUUAAGCAGCACUGAUGUGUCCCCAGGAAGUCCCUCCUCCAGUAGGAGCCACAAGCUUCCAAAGAGCACAUUGCCAGAGGAGUUCCGCUGCCCCCAACAGGCCAGUACACUGGUGCAGCAACUACAGGAGGACUAUAACAGGCUGUUAACCAAGUAUGCAGAAGCUGAAAAUACUAUUGACAGACUUCGCCUGGAAGCUAAGGUGGACCUCUACUCUGAUCCUCCCAAAGUCAGUACAGCUAUAAUGUCUGGUGUCAUUCAGGAGGGGUCAAAAGUCAUGACGCUCAGCUUUCCACAAGCACAGAGGGCAGAGUUUGAUAAAGGCUCUACUCAACUGACACAGCAUAACUCCGUUUCUUUCAUUGUAGAAAUAUCCAGAACACCUUCUUCUCGCCCCUCGUCUGUGGACUCUGUCUCUUCCAAGAGGCCUGGAUCUAUUACUGCAGACCAUCUCAUUGAGACUCUGACCAGACAGACUCACAGAUUUCAGAUACAGGUUGAUGGUUUUGGAGAGCUUCUGAAGACUGGCAAGCUAAAGCCAUGUGAACAAAUAAAGGGUCUCUCCACGCUGGCUGAGGGACAGGAGUCUCUGGAGAGGACUUACCUGGAUGCACGAGCCCAGUAUCAGAUGCUGAAGAAAUGCCAAGACGGGCCUGUGAGCUUUGACCCAGACAGGGAACUAGAGGGUCAGAUCUUCAGAUCGGGGAUGCAAUUGGAAGAGCUGAAGGAGUGGAUGGAGCAAUUUGUACAGAACCGAUCCACCUCAGAACCUCCUUUAACUCCGCCCCCACACACAGACGUGCUGUCUGUGUGUAUGCAGGAGGCUGAACUAUUAAUUGAGAGCCCACUGUCAGUUGUUCAUCAUCAGGCUUGUGUGGAAGUGAGUUCAGUGAGUGGAGAGAGUAAUAGAGAGGAUGAAGAAGAGAUGGUAAAAUCUCAUCUUCCUCUCGGUCUCCAUGACAAACACCAGUGUGUGGAGAAAGACUUCAGGAAUCUCGUGGAAAGUUGCCAGAGUUUUAAAGAGCUCCCCUGCCUGCUGGACAAAAACGUCACUUUAACAAGCCAUGACUCUCUGGAUUAUGGAGAUUCUCCUCCUCCCAGGAAUGAGAUUGCAGAUUAUAGAAAACGACACAGGGAACCAGCAGCAGAUUGUGUCCCUCCCUCUGGCCCAUCUGUCAGGCCACAGGUGUGUAAUUUUUUGGGAACUCGCCCAGAGGCUCUUUGCCGCCACUCACUGUUGCAUCCGGACAGAGAGAGAAAAACGGCAGGGAACAGGAGGGCUCGGAGCAGCAGCCUGACCAGCCUGGCAGAGAGUGCAGAGCCUGGAAAUAAGGGCUUGAAAGCAAAGGCCAAGAUUGUUAGAGCACCCCCCCUGGAUGGGGUCAUGUCUCUAGAAACAGACAGUGGGUUCAUGGGUUCUGAGAGCAGUCAGCUCACUUCUGCAGCUCAUAGUUCUCCCCAGAAGAGGACAGUAGUGAGUUCCAUCAAGCUAUCGGCUGCACACAAGAGCACAGUAAGGUCAGAGUCUACUCCACCCUCUGGGCAGUCUUUGUGGAUUUCCCCCUCUUGCUUGCAUCCCUCUCUGGAUCCUCCAGUACAACCCCUCAGGGCAUCUGGGGGACGCACAGAUUGUCAGGAGGAGAGGAAGGGAGGAAAGGUGUUCGGUUUCCACAAUUGCAACCUCUGUAUCCCCCUUCAUUGGCCUGAUUGCACUCAACAGCCCUGUGCGAGCAGCCUGACCAGCCAAUCAGAGCAUAGCAGUGACCAGGUCCAUUCUUUAUCUAGGGAGGAGAAAGCUCUGAAUAAUCACUACCCAAAUCCAGCCAAUCAGCAGCUCUGCUCUCACAGAAUCCCUUCCCUCCAUGUGCCCUAUCGCCACGAUGACCACCACAAAGCUCACAGCUUUGACCAACUAACAAAUCAGCAAGAGGCUCUUCAGUCUCUACAGCAGGAAGUGAACAAACUCAAAGAGAGACUAGAGGGAAGUAUGAGUCUCUCCAAACCUGCCAGUCCUGUAAGAGCACCCUCUUCUGCCACGGAGGAUAUAAACGGUCAUCCUCACCCUCAGACGUCCACACCUCAGAGGCAUAAUUUAAGGCAUUCAGAGAGAUCAGUGAUCGGCAGGCAGAGUGAGAGAGGGAGGAAUGGAGAGAAAAAAGAGAAGGAAAACUCACCAAUACCUGCCGUGAGACAGAGAUCAGCAUCUUUACCUCAGUAUCGAACUAAACCUGAUCGGACAACUGACUCCGAACAUGUCGAGUCUGAGCCAAGAACAUCAACAUUAAGACACAUACCAGUGUCACCAAUAAAAACACCAAGAGGAAGAAGACGAACCAGAGUAGGGUUUGGAUACCCCAUGGUGGACUGUACCAAGCAAAAGGCUAGCUCAUCGACGGGCAGAUCAGAGGAGAGUGAUGAAACUGAGUCAAGCCGAGGGCCAGAACCAGCCUGCCCACACUGUUUGUCAGAGCGCACAGUGAGGAGCAGAAGUUCUCCACAUCUCAACCAGUCUUACUGUAGCCAUUGUCCAUUGUGUGGUGUUUUACUGCCCAGUCAAACCAGAGCCAGUCAACCAGCAAACCAGGACCCAGUCUCCAUCCCCACAAGGAGUCAGCCAAUGAGAUCCCAGCAGAGGGACAGAGUAGGCAUGAACAUGGCAGUGGCUCCUCCACCUACAGUGCUGGGUGGUGUUCCUGUUGUCCCAUAUAUGCCAGUCUAUCCUUCAACUCUUUACGUCUCCAGCCCUCUAGCAACACAGGCCUACUCACAACCCUUUAACAUCUUAAUGAGUCCCUCCAGAGAUGAAAGGUCAUGGUUCAGAAGUCAUCGCAGACACACUCUCUCUAUGGACCAUAAACCGCAUUCUUUAAACAGCUCUCUGAAUCGCGCCAUCACUGCAGCCAGAAACAUGAGACAGGUCUCUCAUCAUAUGGCCCUCUCUCUGGCCUCAGGACUGCAGAACGAGAGCUUCCUCACCACGUCCUGCACCUACUGACACUUACAUUUAUACAUUUAGCAGAUGGUUUUAUCCAAAGCAACUUAGAAAUGAGAAUGAUUAAUAUGACAUAUCUUUCUGCUACAUGGUUGUGUCUCAUGACAAGAGAAGUUUGUGAAUUUGUAUUAGUUUACAUAUAAAGUGGUUUGACUGUGAUGGGCAGACGUGCACAGUCUCUAUUGUAAAAUGUGUCUCAGGUGACGUGCUACCUUACAGAUUGUAAACAUACAGAAAGUUUGUACAUACAGUGGCCCCAAAAGUGUGGACACUUAAAGGUAUAGUUCAGCCAAAAAUGAAAAUUCUCCCAUCAUUUACUCACCCUUAUGCUAUCCCAGAUAUGUAUGACUAUGUUUCAUCUGCUGAACUCAAAUGAAGAUUAUUAGAAGUCUCUAAGCUCUUUUUGUCUAAACAAUGCCAGUGAAUGAGUGAUUUUUGGAGCUUCAAAAUUUUGGCACCCAAUUCAACAUUAAAGUCAUCCAUACAACUCCAGUGGUUUAAUCAAUGUCUUCAGAAACAAUAUGAUAGGAGUGGGUGAAAAAUAAUUAAAUAUUCAAGUCCUUUUUUUUUACUAUAAAUUCUCCUCCCAACUUGGUCAUUAUCCACUUUAACUUUCACAUUCUACAUUUGCAUUUUUGGUGAUUCACAUUCUUCAUGCACAUCGCCCCCUACAGGGCAGGGUAAAGAAUUUCUAUCCAAAAAGGACUUGAAUAUUGAUCUGUUUCUCACCCACACCUAUCAUGUGACUUCCAAAGAUAUGGAAUAAAAUACUGGAGUCGUAUGGAUUACUUUUCUGAAGCCUUUAUGUACUUAUUUGAGCAUAGAAAUGUUGGCACAAAUGUUGCAUUGUAUGUACCUACAGAGCUGAAAUGUUCUAAAAAUUAUAAUUUGUGUUUUGCAGAAGAAAUAAGUCAUACAUAGCGUGAGGGUGAGUUAAAAUAAAAGAAAUUUGUAUUUUUAUUUUUGGGUGACUAUCCCUUUUAAGCCACAUUUAUUGGCUAUUUGCUGUUAUUAUCAUUAGUUAUAAGAUUACUUAUAAUAAUGUUGAUUGUUUUUAUUGUUUGUCUGAGGAUUUAAAGAAACUGUUAGGACAGGCAGCUUCAGGAAAGUGGCUCCAAGGUAAAUGUCGGAGUCUACAUUUUUUAACUUAAGAUUGUUAAUGUCAUUGUAAAAGAAAACGGUAGUAGUUUUGGGUAUUGAGUACGAUGAAUUUCAUGAUUUUUCUUGUUUUUUUGCAUUUAAUAUUUAUAG